UGAACGCCACGGUUUGUCGUCGUUAGAAUAACACUGGUCCGUGCUCGGAGUCUCUGUCACUGUCGCGGAUGCUCUGCUACCACCAGAAAACAAACAUUACCGGUAUCUGCCGAAUCUCUCGUAUUGCAGUAGGAUGUAACGUGUAGAUUACUAAUAGGAUACCGCGUCCAUCUACUGGGGCUAAACAGCACGAUCAAAAAAGGACGGAAAGGAUAUGUAAAAUUUGAAAUUCAUCUGUUUGGGGGCAGCCUCCAGGGCUGUAGUUUCACACGAGUCGGGAACAUGUUCUAGAGGAGAGACUGCAUAGCAAAGAUGAAAAGCUUAGGGGCCAACCGAAACCGCCACCUAUCCGACUCGUGCGGUCCCGCGGCGGGUCCCCAAGAGCCGAUAUGCCCCCUGACCCCGGACCCCCACACCACAUACCUGCUCACCCCCGCCAUCAACCACUACGGCACCCUGGACCAGCAUAUGCACGCCUUCCCCCCGGCCAGCCCCAUCGCACUGCAGCCUGACUGCCUGCUGCCACUCAGUGCCCAGCUGACCAAUAGCAGCGCCUUUCCGCACUUCCAGUUCCCUGCCCAGCCACAGGUAGGGCUCUUGUCAGAGUUCGCAUGGCAGCAGGGUUGCUUGAUUCAGCCAGGCAGUCGCCCGAGCCCCCUCACCACCUCUAUGCCCAUGGGCAUGGGCCUGGGCCUGGGCCUGGCAGCACCGCCCAUGAUUAGCAGCGGCACGGCGACCAUCUCGUCAGCGGCGGCGGCCAAGAUGAACCGUCUCCCGGCGAGCCUGCUGGACCAGCUGGAGCGGCACCUGCCGCUGCAGCGUGACGGCUUCAGCACGCUGCAGUUCCACCGGCGCAGCCGCGGCGCCAAGCAGCGCAGCGAGAGCCCCGGCCGCAUCCGCAACCUGGUGCACUCCGUGCAGCGGCUCUUCACCAAGGCCCCAGCAGGCGAGGGCUCCGCGGGCAAAGGCGGCCCCGGCGGCGGGCAGGGCGCAGACGGUGGCAGGGUGGCGUGGCGCAGCAAGAGCAAGGACCGCGCCAAGACGGAGGGUGCCAAGCGCCGGGCGCGGCCCAACCUCUCUGGGUUCUGGAGCUCGGACGACACGCUGGAGGAUGAGGCGGGAAGCCCGCCGAUGGCCGGGCAGGUGGCCGUCGCCUACCGCAACCCGCUCACCAUGAUGACGCUGGGCCGAGCAGUGUCGGACAGCCAGGCUGUGGCGCGGCCAAAUGUGCAGGGCUACAACACCAUCGCCACCCACUCGCUCAGGACGUCCCAGAGCAGCGGGGACCUGAAGCCCCAGGCUGUGGCAGCCAUGGCGGGAGUGGCGGCAGCAGGAAUGGGAGCAGGGACGGUGCCCCCUGCUGGAGGGCAGCAAGGGGAUGGCACGGUGGUGAAAAGGGGAUCAUGGUCCACGCUCACACUCACCCAGGCCAGACAGGUGGUGCAGAAGGGCACCGCCACAUUGAACCGGACACUGCUCAAAUCCAAGUCCUCCCACCAGGACCUGACCUGCAACUUCCUACAGGUGCCUCUGGGGGACAUGAGCGGGACGCUGGGUAAGGGGGGCGGCGGGGGGCCUGGGGACAUCCCAUGCCGGAGGAUGCGCAGCGGCAGCUACGUCAAAGCCAUGGCGGAAACAGAGGACAGCGACGAGUCCGAGGGCCCCCCCUCGCCAAAACCCUCGCCCAAAACGGCCGCACGCCGCCAGAGCUACCUGAAAGCCACGCAGCAAUCCCUCAGCGAGCAGCAACCACUCCCUCCACCUCGCAACUGUUUGCCAUCUCUGCGUGAGCUCUCCACCAACCGCAGCCUGGAUAACCUGGACUGUUUGGUGGGUCACAGUGAUGCCCAGCGCUGGGAGCCAGAGGGGAGGUUUGGGCAAAGCUGUUCCACCUUGGGCCGAAGCUCUGGCAUCAGCCAGGUGGACCAGCAGGGCUUCCUGUGCUCCAUGACCUGCGGCCAAGUAGAGUCCCAGGCGGUGGAGGCGCUGGACCUGCCCACGCCCUCCUGCUUCCGGUCGCGCAGCCACAGCUACCUGCGCGCCAUCCAGGCCGGCUGUUCGCAGGAUGACGACACCGCCUCCGUGGACUCGGACGAUCCCCUACCCCCGCCCCCAGCUCCCCGCCACACCUACGUCUGUAAGAAGACUCCGCCCCCAGUUCCUCCACGCAUCAAGCCCCUCAUAGCACUGAAUGUUCAGAGCAGCACCGAGUCUGCUCAGGACACCUACCUGGACAACCAGGACAAGCGCGACGAGGCCAACAGCCAGUCAGGACGCAGCAACUCCUCAGACAGCGUCACCAGCUCAAGGACGGGAAGCUUAGCCAAGGGCGCCAAGCGGCCGCCCCUGCUGCCCCAGGCCCCGAUUCCUGCCCCGCGGGAACCACCCUUGCCCCUGCCCAGUGCCAGGGUGAGCAGCCCCCCUCUUCCCUCCCCAGCUCCCGAGACUCCGCCCAUAAGCAUCACUCUCGUGACAGACGAACCCCAAGCUGCUCCCAGGCGAAAACUUUCAUCUAUCGGUAUCCAGGUGGACUGUGUGCAGCCUGUGCUGAGGGAGGAGCAGACCCCCACAACAAGGUUCCAGUCCAUUGGCGUGCAAGUGGAGGACGGCAGGCCACUCAGCCGCUACAGCAGUAUGGCGUCCCGACAGGAGACGACUGAGGUGGAGUCUCAAGACCAGGCAGACGGCAAGUCGGCACAGGAUGGCACCACCGGCUGUGGCACACAGACGCCAGGCUCGCCAGAGCGCGGCCAGCGCACACCAAACCCCUUGAAAGCUGCUGCCACCCGCUCCGUAUCAGGCUCCAUUCCAGAGAGCCUUGACCCGGCGCUGGACCCGUCCUCGCUGCCCCCUCCAGACCCUUCGCUCCAGAUUGGUGGGAGUGGGAGCUUGAAUGGGGCGGCGGAGCAGACUAGAACUCCAGCAGCGUGCCUCAGGGAUGGCCACUGGUUCCUCAAACUUCUACAAGCUGAGACUGGCCGCAUGGAGGCCUGGUGCCAGCAGAUGGAGCAAGAGGGCAAAGAGAAGCAGCUCUCAGAAGAGGUACUGGGGAAGAUCCGCAGUGCGGUAGGCAGUGCUCAGUUGCUCAUGUCUCAGAAGUUCCAGCAGUUCCGAGGCCUGUGUGAGCAGAACCUGGACACGGAUGCCCAGCCGCGGCCCACUGCGCAGGACCUGGCUGGUUUCUGGGACCUGCUGCAGCUCUCCAUAGAGGACAUCAGCAUGAAGUUCGACGAGCUGCACCUGCUCAAGUCCAAUGCCUGGAACCUGCCAGAGGACAGCAGCAAAAAGGAGGACAAGAAGCAACCGUCGGUGCAGACGCCGAAGAAAGUGGCGAAGGCCAAGUCGCCCGCCGCCAAGGAGAAGAGCAGUGGCGAGCCGAGCGCCGCCGACAAGCAGCGUCAGGAGGCCAGGAAGCGGCUGAUGGCAGCCAAGCGCGCUGUGUCUGAGCGGCAGAACUCGGCCACGGAGAGCGCCGACAGCAUCGAGAUCUACGUGCCUGAGGCCCAGACUCGGCUCUGAGAGAGCCUCCGCGCACACACACACACACACACGCACGCACGCACGCGCGCGCGCGCGUCCGCCCCUGCGUCUGCCUCUUUGCGACAGAAACGCAGGCUCCCACACAGGUGUCCCAGCGGCUCUACCAACACAAGCAAGGAGAUGAUUAAAGACAUGGAGCACAGCAAAAAAAAGAAUAUUAAUAAGAUUUUUUUUUUAAAGCAAACUGCUUUAAAGCACGGGGCACUCCCGUGUGACGGAUGCCACAGAAGAGCCCCCC
Molecule: messenger RNA, 3778 nt
Organism: Electrophorus electricus (electric eel)
Lineage: Eukaryota; Metazoa; Chordata; Actinopteri; Gymnotiformes; Gymnotidae
Source: RefSeq, a predicted model, not a curated record